Thlaspi arvense is the source of this 1095-nucleotide messenger RNA. NCBI's taxonomy places the organism in Eukaryota, Viridiplantae, Streptophyta, Magnoliopsida, Brassicales, Brassicaceae. The record is from the annotation of a GenBank genome assembly.
UAUCUGAACUUAAAAAAGACGAAAAAAAAAGAAACCAUGGACGUGAGGGAUUUUGUGGUGAACAAACGGCAUGGAGUAAAAGGGCUCGUCGACUCUCUAACACUAACCACACUUCCUUCUCCUUACAUUCAACCUCCUCAAGAGCGCCUCACUUCCGACAAAAUCCUUUCCUCGUCGUCACAUAUCCCGGUCAUCGACGUGUCCAACUGGACGGACCCGCACGUGGCUAGAGAGAUCUGCGAUGCAGCGACCAAGCUCGGGUUGUUUCAGAUAGUGAACCACGGGAUAGCUCCGGCGGAGCUGAAGGCUUUGGUUGCGGCGGCCCGUGGGUUUUUCCAGUUGCCGGCGGAGGAGAGAGGAAGGUAUUGGAGAGGGAGUUCGGUGUCGGAGACGGCGUGGCUGACCACUAGUUUCAAUCCUGUCAAAGAGAGUGUUUUGGAGUGGAGAGACUUCCUCAAGUUUGAGUUUCUUCCUCAACGACAUGGCUUCGCUGCCACGUGGCCUCCUGUCUGCAAGAAACAAGUGAUAGACCACUUCGAGAGGAUCAAACCAAUCGCCAAUGAGAUCUUAAACAUACUCAUAAACAAUAUAAACUCAACCAUCGACGAGUCUAAUAAUCAAACCCUAAUGGGAACAAUGAGAAUGAAUUUCAACUACUAUCCGGAAUGUCCUGAGCCAAGCCUCGCCGUAGGAACUGGUCGCCACUCAGACAUCAACACCCUCACUCUCCUCCUGCAAGAAGACGGUGUCUCAAGCAGCCUCUGCGCUCGAGCCACUGAGGGCGGGGACAAAUGGAUUCAUGUCCCUCCGAUUCCGGGAGCAAUUGUCGUUAAUAUUGGAGACGUGUUACAGAUAUUGAGCAAUGAUAGGUAUAGGAGCGUGGAGCACUGUGUGGCGGUCAAUAAGUUUUGUAGCCGGGUUUCCAUUCCGGUUUUCUGCGGACCGGUCCAUGAUUCGGUUAUCAAGCCGUUACCAGAGGUGUUAGAGAACAAUGAGAUGGCUCGGUAUAGAAAAGUUGUGUAUUUGGACUACUUGAAGGGGUUUUUUGAAAAACCCCAUGAUGGAAAGAAGACUAUUGAGUCGAUCAAAUUGUAA